Messenger RNA from Limanda limanda (common dab), 5148 nucleotides. It is a transcript of the gene plekhm1, whose product is annotated as pleckstrin homology domain containing, family M (with RUN domain) member 1. Bases 223 to 3468 code for a protein of 1081 amino acids. NCBI's taxonomy places the organism in Eukaryota, Metazoa, Chordata, Actinopteri, Pleuronectiformes, Pleuronectidae. The record is from RefSeq and is a predicted model, not a curated record. The transcript is spliced from 12 exons.
GACUCACGUCAAAACAAAUCGCUGCUAACGCAGGUUUUCCGGUGUUUUUCGGGAUUUUUUGACGCAAACGAUGGAAAGCGACUGUUCGGACCGACCCGGCUGCUGAGGUCACGUCCGGUCCCGGGAGCUCCUGGGCGGCGUGAGGACGUAAAGCUCGCUCCUGAGCUCAGCUAGCCUGGUUCUCGUCGUGCCAUGUGGGAGUAGCCCCCCCCUGGAGGUGCCAUGCUCGCCACACAGAUGCCAGACACGCCACCGGAGGCUCAUGAUGUCAAACAGAUCAAAGAGAAGCUGGCCCAGGCGCUCAAGGCGCUGCAGAAGCGCUUCGUGGCGUCGGACGCGGUCGUGACCAGUGAGGACGCCGACGCUAACCUGCUCUGCUGCGCCCUGGAGGCCAUCUUCAUCCACGGUAUCAAGAGCAAGUUCAUCCGCUCCGACACCGGGGGGCGAACCAGGAAGGGCGGCCGGGCCCCCCUCCCUCAGCCCUUCUUCUGGAGCCUCCUCAAGACCGUCACCCACCGUGAUGUCAUCACCGAGCUGGAGAAGAUCAGCUUCGUGGGCACGGAGGUGGGUCGCUGCCGGGCGUGGCUGCGGCUGGCGCUGAACCACGGCCUGCUGGAGUGCUACCUGGCGUCCCUGUUCCGGGAGGACUCCACGCUGCGGGCGCACUACCAGCCCCGCGCCUUGCUCCUGAACCCGGAGGAGCGGGACGUCCUGCUCAGCUACCUCCAGGGUCUGGCCUCACUCACCUUCAGCCUGUCCUACAAGUCCGCCGUCCUCAACGAGUGGACCACCACGCCUCUGGUUCUCGCUGGACUCUGCCCCUCCUCCCAGGCGGACACGCCCGACCUGGCCCUUAACGGCGGGGACCACCCCCGCUCCGGGUCCCUGUGUAAGGAGUCGUGGGACACGGUGUCUCAGUCCUCCAGCUCAUCGGACGCUCAGGACACGCAGAGAGGGGGUCCGGUGUCGUUUGUGGGGAGGGGGUCCAGUGCUCUACAGGGGGAGAGGACUGCACUCAGCUCUUCUAAUCUCAGUCUGGACACCACAGGCUCCUCCCAGCUCUCCUCCAGCCUGAGCUCCGACAGCCUCCUGCAGGGCCAGGACCCCCGCAGCCCGGCCGGAGAGCAGUGGUCCUCAUGUGACCUGGACGUAUCCAACCACAUCAGCACCAAGAGACCACAGAAAGAUUUGGUGACUGAGUUCCGGGAGAGCGGACAGGGCAGCCAGGACUCCAUGCGUGAAGACACGUCCUUCGUCUCCAGCACGGGUCCGGAUCAGUUUUCGGAGACGGCUGUUUUCAGCGGCUCUGACAGUGAGACUCAGGGUCCUGGGACGCCAUCACAGGACCUGAAGGACCAGCCCCCCCACUCCGUUCUCUCCCAUUCAGAGCCGCCACCAACUUCCCCUGAUCUGCCGUCAUCCGAUGAAAAGCGUGUUUACCAAACGGCCUCCGACGCGUGUGAGGAUUCCUCCGACGAGCUUCACCUGGACACCGACACAGAGGAGGUGAAUCCAGCGGAGGUGAAGAAGAACAGUGCGUCUGAUCAGAAGGAGAAAGAGGUAGAGAGCUCAGUGAAGAGCAGCUCGGAGCCGUCACUGCAUCCGGGGCCGCGGCGCUCGGCCAGCAUCCUGAGCAGGAGGCCGUCCACAGAUUCUCUCUCACAUUCCCGUUCCUGGAUCUCCGAGGACGACAUCUACAAGCCGCAGCUGGAGGAGGUGUCUGAUCAGGAUGAGGCGCCCCCCCCCGCUCUGACACCCGAGCCCAAGGUCUCCCAGUCCCCCCCCAGUGUCGUCCACCGCAGACAGAUAGGACUGUCCAACCCGUUCCGUGGCUUGCUGAAGCUCGGCCACCUGGACAGACGCAGUGCGAUGGGGCUGUGGCGAGACCAUUACUGCGAGCUGUCCCCCUUCGAGUUCCGCCUGUACUUCAACGCCGAGGAGCGGACCUGCACCGACAACUGCUCCCUGGUCCGGUGUGAGGACGCCCGCGUCACCUUGCCCGAGGGACGCUUCGAGCUCGCCUUUCCCGGGAAGCGACUGUACCUCCGAGCGGCCAAUCAGGACGAAGCUGAGGACUGGGUGGACCGGAUCGCGGAGGCCGUCAACAAAUGCCGGCCGGCGCCUUGUGUCAAUGAGCAGUGGGAGGUGCUACAACCGUUCAGUGAGAACGGUGUAGACGAACGCACGCUUUCCUCCACGUCCUCCACGCCCUCCAGCCCCGAGAGAGGGAUAGUACACCCGGACACGAGGACCUGCGGCGGCCCGGAGGCUCCUCCUCCUCUACAGGAGUUCGACUGGACUCGGACGGCUGAUUUAGAAACGGACGCCAUGAAAGAAGCCGUUUUGUACUUCUCCACCGAUGCUGAAGCCCGGACGUGGGCCCCUCUGAUCUUCUCCCUCUCCUUAGAGACGCUGAAAGGUUUCCGGAUGCAGGACGGGAGGAAGCUCCUGACGCUGAGCCACUCCAUCCAGGAGAUCCGGGAUGUGGUGCCCGACGUCUCCCUGGGGGGUCCGGCCUUUUUCAAACUCUUGACCGUGAGGUGUGCGCUGCGACUCCGGGCGGAGAGCGCGGAGGAGGCUCGCUCCUGGAGGGUUCUGAUCCGUGGAGCUCUGGACUCGUACCUGGAGAGCGGCGAGGACGACGGCUGCGUGCAGCCCGGUGCAGCGGGGUCGGGGGGGACGGGGAACCUCCACAGGCUGGUGCAGCACAGGCUGAAGGAAGAUGGAGCCCUUCUGGUUCAUCUCUGCACCGUGCCCUCGGAGAAAGGUCUGGACUCUCAGAGCUUCAAAUGUGCAGGAUGUCCUCAGAAGAUUGGUCCGUCCCAGUGCAGAGCCAGGUUGUGUGAGUUCUCAGGCCAGUACUACUGUGACUCCUGUCACCAUGGCGACACCACCAUCAUCCCCUCACGCAUGGUGCACAACUGGGACCUCACACAGAGAGAGGUGUGUAAGAAGGCCCUGCGGCUGCUGUCUCAGGUGGAACACGAGCCUCUGCUCAACCUGGAGCAGCUCAACCCUGAGUUAGUGAAGCACUCCGGCUCCAUGGCUCAGGCCCACAACCUGCGGCAGCGGCUGCGUCUCCUCGGCGACUACCUGCUCACCUGCCGCAGCGGAGCCUACAAGAAGCUGCAGGCCAGAUUGGGUCAGCGAACGUACUUGCUGGAGUCGAGUCAUCUGUACAGUGUGGUCGACCUGCAGCAGAUCGCAGAGGACCAAUACGCAGUCUACCUGAUGACUCUGCUGCAGUUUGCCUCCAGCCACGUGUUCCAGUGCGACCUGUGCACGCAGCGCGGCUUCAUUUGCCAGAUCUGCCACGCACACGACACCAUCUUCCCCUUCCAGUUUGACAGCACCACCAGGUGUACAGAUUGUAAAGCUGUGUUCCACCUGGCUUGUAAAGCUCCGGGGCGCUCGUGUCCUCGCUGUCAGCGAAUGAAGAAAUACCGGGAGAGGGAUCUCCAGGACUGAGACGACUCCUUCAGGAAGCCAGACGGCCGCUUGUGGGGAGAAAAACUAAAAAAUCUAGCUUUUACAUGAAGUAACCUCAAGUGCAAUUAUGAGUGCGAUGAACCUGCCCGAACUGACAUUAAAACCAAGGGUGGUGUAAGAGCCUCGGUGCCACAGUAUCCAGAGUGUUGUUCUGAUUGACGGGGGGGGGGCACUGACCCGUCCUGAGAGAUCCGAUCACAAGUGGUGUGGGAUGCAUGAGCUCACACUCUGUUAGCUGUGUGAACGAGAAAGUGUUUGAAGCCACAUAUGAAGCAUCGUCCACUAAACUGACUGUCCUGCAUCGGAGAUACCUCUGAUACGUUCGGGUCGGGCAUCAGCGAGAACAAGAAUCUAUGUAAGAAUCUGAUACCAUAUCUUUUAAGUAUAUUAAGCAGCUUUUCCAUUGGUCAAAAAACCACCAACACCUGCUAACAUCUGGCUGUUGUCUGUAAUGAGAAUUGAUUCGAGGGAAACGGCAAAGUGUACAUUGAAGAACCACUUUCAUACAGGGUUGGUGGCCUACAGCUUUUAAAAUAUGCAAUAAGAGUUAUUUAUUAAAUGCUCUGGUAUCUGAUAGGUACCUGUGAAGGGGAAACUCAAAUCCGAACAUCUCCCUUCAACUUGCUUGAGAGAAAACAGCAUCAUCUGGUCUCAACUAACAGACAUAACAUAUCAGAUUGGAGCUGACCCCUUGUGAUCGGAUCUCUCAGGAUGGACGUGUGGCUCCGGAGCCUCAUGACGCUGCCUCAGCCAAAUGUUACUGACUUCAAUACCUCUCUGAACUCUGAUUCAGCCACGGCAUCAAAUCCAGAACCGGACGGACGACGCUGCCAAGAAUCGUUUCCUUUGUCUUAUUGUGUUGAAACAAACAUUGUUAUCACCAUCGUGUUUAUCACAAAUUCUCUGAGAGACACAUUCCUCAGCACAUCAGCGAGGUCGGGUUCCUCACAUGCACAAUAGCGUAAACAGCACAUGACCCGUUUGAAUGAACACAUCUCGAUCGUGCCUUAUUUUGAAUUCAAGCUAUACACUACUUUUAGGGCCAAAAAGAAUCACGUAGGCUUUAUUAUUUUUCUGAAUCGCCAUAAGAUGAAAUUACACUGCUGCAUUACACAUCUGUCGCCAGGAAGAUUUGGUCUUAAUAUAUUGGUUAGAGACGUUUAGAGGGGAGAUUUAAAAAUAGAUUUAUUAUGCUACUUGCUGACUUAAAUUAAUUAUUAACAAAUUGGCAUAAAAACCAUUUGUUGGUGCAAAUUCCGAUUUCUUUUGAGAUGCCAAUCACUUGAUCUCAAAAGUCAAAACACAUUUUGCAUAUUUGCACUUAAGCGCUGACUGUUAAACGGAUAUUUCGACCACAGUUGAGUCGUAAUAUCCUGAAGUACAUGAAGUGACACCAUGGAAUUGUCUUUUGAUAUUUCCCCGUGCUGCUCAGUUUAAUUUUGGACUCUUGAGUGUUGGACUCUGAUGUAGAGAGGAAGUCGCAGAAUCAUCUAAUAAUGACUCACUGAAGGUUUUUCUCAUCGGAUUCAUUUUGAUAUUUGCAGGAGACAGAAUUCUGCGACACUGUUUUUCCUUGUUUGUAUUUUUUUAUUUUCAUCUCAUCACCAGUAUGUGCUGUAUAAAGGAUAUCAUGGAAUAAAUGUCAGUGUGUCCCUUUCA